CUCUUAUUGUAUAUAAAUCCACACAUGCGUCCCUCUGCGUAGGAUAAUCGUAGAUAACGAAAACACACACAGCAGCACAAUGACCUCUCUCCUCAAAAGUUCACGCGACACAAUCACGGUGGUGGGCGCAUCCGGCUACACCGGGCUCUCGUUCGUAUCGCUCCUACGCGCAGCUCCCACCCUCCCCACCAAGGUCGAGAAAAUAGUCGCGAUAACAGAACGGCCGCUGUCCUUACCCUCGACCGAUCCGGCGGCAAAGACGGUCAUCAACCGGGUGACUGCAGACGGGGCAUACGCGAUCCCGGACGAGACCCAGAUUAUCUUUAUCGGCCUUGAUAUCGACGGCCGGCGGGGCAGGGACCUCGAGGAGCAGUACAGGAGACAGAAGGAGAAGAACCUGCAGAUCGCCCGGGUGGCACGGAAGCAGGAUAUUCCUACGAUCGUCGUCGUCUCGAGCCACGGCGCGUCGCGCGACUCGCGUUUCGCGUGCGCACGUCUACAAGCAGAGUUUGAGCUGGAGAUAGUAAAGCUCAUGUUUGAGCGGACGAUCAUCCUGAGACCAGGCCAUAUGACAAAUCAGUCUCUCAAGACAAUCGUCGGGUCUAACAAACGGAUACCGUUUCUGGGAUGGUGGAUAAUCGACGGAAUGACAUGCCGGAAGGUGGAGCUGGCGAAGGCGACGAUGAUGAUUCUGACCAAGACCGCGGGCGAGAGGGGUGUUAUCGUGCUGCGGAACUCUGAGCUACGGGAUCUGGCACGGGAAUACGACAACCGCGAGUGCGAAUGUAGCAUAUGUCGGCAGUUUCAAUACACUCGGCCGUAAGGCUUUUUCUCAGUAGUUGUAUGUUCUGUAUUUGCCCCCGUAGAGUUACAGUAGUUGAGACAGAGUAGUAAGCCGCAGUCACAUGACCCUCACAUGACAGAUCACGUGCGCUACACAUGUUGGGGACGGCCGACAGCGAGGCUCGACGGGAGAGAGAAGAGCG
Messenger RNA from Myxozyma melibiosi, 986 nucleotides. RefSeq lists its product as uncharacterized. Gene Ontology annotation, biological process: import into nucleus. The transcript has a single exon. NCBI's taxonomy places the organism in Eukaryota, Fungi, Ascomycota, Lipomycetes, Lipomycetales, Lipomycetaceae. Gene Ontology annotation, cellular component: cytoplasm. The coding region runs from base 80 to 823 and encodes 247 amino acids. The record is from RefSeq and is a predicted model, not a curated record.